Messenger RNA from Neogale vison (American mink), 1241 nucleotides. It is a transcript of the gene SAR1B, whose product is annotated as secretion associated Ras related GTPase 1B. The transcript has 7 exons. Bases 128 to 724 code for a protein of 198 amino acids. Gene Ontology annotation, biological process: membrane organization; vesicle organization; intracellular protein transport. Gene Ontology annotation, cellular component: endoplasmic reticulum exit site; COPII vesicle coat. Gene Ontology annotation, molecular function: GTP binding; GTPase activity. The record is from RefSeq and is a predicted model, not a curated record. NCBI's taxonomy places the organism in Eukaryota, Metazoa, Chordata, Mammalia, Carnivora, Mustelidae.
AGGAGCUGACGGGAGCUGGGACCUCGGCAGCCAUCGCGCUUUGCAGUUCGAACUAGAAGGUUGUAGGGCGGACUCCAGGUGGGGGGAAUUGCGAUCUGCCCAUUCGCAGACCCAGUAAGAUUUCGAUAUGUCCUUCAUAUUUGACUGGAUUUACAGUGGUUUCAGCAGUGUGCUACAAUUUUUAGGAUUAUAUAAGAAAACUGGUAAAUUGGUAUUUCUUGGAUUGGAUAAUGCAGGAAAAACAACAUUGCUACACAUGCUAAAAGAUGACAGACUUGGACAACAUGUCCCAACGUUACAUCCCACUUCAGAAGAACUAACCAUUGCUGGCAUGACCUUUACAACUUUUGAUUUGGGUGGACAUGUGCAAGCUCGAAGAGUGUGGAAAAACUACCUUCCUGCUAUCAAUGGCAUUGUAUUUCUGGUGGAUUGUGCAGACCAUGAAAGGCUGUUAGAAUCAAAAGAAGAACUUGAUUCACUAAUGACAGAUGAAACCAUUGCUAAUGUGCCUAUACUGAUUCUUGGGAAUAAGAUUGACAGACCUGAAGCCAUCAGUGAAGAGAGGUUACGAGAGAUGUUUGGUUUAUAUGGUCAGACAACAGGAAAGGGCAAUGUAUCUCUGAAGGAACUGAAUGCCCGACCCUUAGAAGUUUUCAUGUGCAGCGUGCUCAAAAGGCAAGGUUACGGAGAAGGUUUCCGUUGGAUGGCACAGUACAUUGAUUAACAACCACUUACAUCGGUUCCAGGUCUCAUCAUUCAGGCCUACUCAGAGAUUUGAUCCACUCAACAUGCAUAACUUGAAUUCAAUAGACUUUUGUUGGUUAGAAAACAGAUUUUUUUAGAUUAUUAAUAUUAUAUCAACUUAAUUUGAGUGCAAAUUGAAAACUGAUUCAAGUUUGAGUAUCACAAUGUUAGCUUUCUAAUUCCAUAAAAUAGUUUAUACAGUUUAUAAUCUGACAUUAUCCCCAGUGCCAUUUAUAAAGAACAACUUUCCAGCAGUACAUUUGAAGCACUUUUUAACAACGUGAAGCUACGAAUACAAACCAUGUUUAAAAGCUCAUCAUGUUAAAUUUUUAUGUACUAUUUUGGAACUAGUUUUUAAAUUUUAGAUUAUAUGUCCACCUAUCUUAAGUGUACAGUUAAUAAUUAGGUUAUUGAUGAUUGCAUGAUGCCUUACAGUUUUCAAUAAUAUUUUUUCUUAUGCAAACGUCAUGCAAUAAAACAUAUCCUGAUGUUUGGCA